UGAAGAAUCAAGCAACAUACCUCUUGUGGCAGCAUUUGCAUGUCAGUUUAUGUGGAAGCACCAGUCCUGGCACCUCACCUCCCUGUCUAACCCCACCCAUCUGCCUACCCUACCUAUCCUCCACGUACCCUCCAUGCAAACCCUCAAACCUACUAUAAAUCCCCACCACCACCACCACUCUUCCCUCACCCACCACCAUCACACCAGAGAAUUAAUCACCCACAAUGGCAAAGCUUGCAAUCCUAGCACUAGCCCUCUUUGCCCUGAUCGCCCUCGACCAAGCUUCCGCUUUCCGCACCGCCAUCACCACCACCGUGGACAAGGAAACAGCAGCGGCAAACCCCCGAGGAGAGUCCCAGCAACAGAGCUGCCGUGAGCAGUUCCAGCAGCAGCAGCAGCUCCGUGACUGCCAGAGGUACAUGGCGCAGCAGGCACAGCGAUUUGCAAACCCGAAGCGCCGCGAGCAAGGCCUUGACGAAUGCUGCGACCAGUUGGAGAAAAUGGACCAGGACUGCCAGUGCGAGAACUUGAGGGAGGCGGUAAGGCAGAAGCAACAGCAGGAGGGAGAGAUGAGGGAAGAGGAGAAGAGAAAGAUGGAGCAAGCGGCCGAGGACUUGCCCCGGAGGUGCGGUUUCAGCUCACAGAGAUGCCAGAUUGAAGCUAACUGGUUCUAAAUGAGGUGUGUUGCGUUGUGUGCAAUGUAAUAAUAAAGGUCACCACUGCUCUAAGCUGGGAUUUAGCCAAGUUAUGAUGGUGGUGGUGACCAUCUAGAAAUAAGCACAUUAUCGUGUGUAUCUUGUAAGUGUUGUUGUUGUUGUUUUUAUUUAUG
This is a messenger RNA of Camellia sinensis, 829 nucleotides long. RefSeq names its product 2S sulfur-rich seed storage protein 2-like. The record is from RefSeq and is a predicted model, not a curated record. Gene Ontology annotation, molecular function: nutrient reservoir activity. Lineage: Eukaryota; Viridiplantae; Streptophyta; Magnoliopsida; Ericales; Theaceae.